Aspergillus campestris IBT 28561 is the source of this 927-nucleotide messenger RNA. Its product is annotated as oxidoreductase, short-chain dehydrogenase/reductase family. Lineage: Eukaryota; Fungi; Ascomycota; Eurotiomycetes; Eurotiales; Aspergillaceae. The coding region runs from base 1 to 927 and encodes 308 amino acids. The transcript is spliced from 4 exons. Gene Ontology annotation, molecular function: oxidoreductase activity. The record is from RefSeq and is a predicted model, not a curated record.
AUGGAGCAACACAUCGAACAGCCAUCCAAGGGACCGCAGUCCCAGUUCGAGACUGGCCACAACCCCCCAGUCCAACACAUGAAACAACCAGGCCUCCAAUCCCAAAUGGGCGACCCAAAACCCACAUCCACCCAACUCCCCACCGAAGACAGCGGCUACCAGACCUACAAAGCCGCCGGCAAGCUCACAGGCAAGAGAGCCGUCAUCACAGGCGGCGACUCCGGCAUCGGACGCGCCAUCGCCAUCCUCUUCGCCAUGGAGGGCGCAUCGUCCCUCCUCGUCCACCUCCCAGAGGAGGAAUCCGACGCUGACGAGACUAGAAAGCGCGUCCAGAGCGCCGGCCAGCACUGCUACUCGCUGGCUGUGGACCUGCGCAGCAAGGAGAACUGCCAGAAGGUCGUCGAUACCGCGAUGCGGUGUCUCGGUGGGAUUGACAUCUUGAUCAAUAACGCCGCUUAUCAGAAUAUGGUUGAUGAUAUUCAUGAUCUUGAUGACGACCAAUGGAUCAAAACCUUCGACACAAACAUCCACCCCUACUUCUACCUCUCCAAAUACGCCCUGCCACACAUGAAACGCGGCUCAACAAUCAUCAACUGCGCCUCCAUCAACGCCUACAUCGGCCGCCCGGACCUCCUCGACUACACCUCCACCAAGGGCGCCAUCGUCUCCUUCACCCGCGGCCUGUCCAACCAGCAGAUUGGAAACGGGAUUCGCGUGAAUUGCGUUUGUCCCGGUCCUGUCUGGACGCCGCUCAUCCCGUCUACGAUGACUAGCCAGGCGAUGGAGCAGCUGCAUGCGGUGCCGAUGGGUCGGCCGGGCCAGCCGAGUGAGAUCGCUACUUGUUUUGUCUUUUUGGCGAGUACGGAUAGUAGCUAUAUCUCUGGGCAGUCGCUGCAUCCGAAUGGGGGGGUGGUGGUGAAUGGGUGA